CGCGGCCUUCAUUCCUCUUGUGGAGGUGAGUGAGUCCUGGGAUCCCGCGACCUGUUUUAACUUUUAUGGCUUGGUCGUAGGAUCAGCGGGGCUCGCACUUCGGUCAGCAGGAAAAGACGCUGCGGCGAGCAGCGGAGGGCGGAGUUGAAUGGCUGGGCAGCUGAUUGCCUUACUGUAUCCGGAGCUGCUGCGUUCGGGGCGGUUCGGGAGUCCCCAGGUUGGAAGUGGACCUGAAUGGGGAGGCGUCUGAGGGUCUCCUGGGCUCUCAGCGGCCCGACCCGCCUUCCCCCACCUCCCACAGCUCUGUCGCUUCCUAGCGGUGUAACGUUGGCGAGCGCCUGGCUCUUUCUGAUUCCUGCAGGAAAGGAGGCUGUUCUUGGACUAUGUCUGACCCGUUUUUUAAGAAAGAGUGCAUCACUCAACAGGUGGCGUCUGGAGUUAUCCUCUGUGGAUUUUCCAGGAUCUCAGACAAGAUCGUGCAAUCUCCCAGCCUCCUUUCCUUCCCCUGCCCUGACUUCUGAAAGAAUGCUGCGGAGAGGAGGAAGGAGAGCAUCCUGGCUCCUGGCAGCAGAGCCCCACUGUGACAGGACCUAGCAUUCACCUUUCUCUUCUGUUCCGAGUGCGAGAAGAUGGAAUCUUGCUCUGUUGCCCAGGCUGGAGUGCAAUGGUACGAUCUCAGCUCACUGCAACCUCUGCCUCCUGGGUUCAAGCAAUUCUCCUGCCUCUGGCUUUACAGACUUCAGGGACCUCUGUUUCAUGGACAUUAUCAUAUUCUUCUCAGAGUACCCAGCAAGAGGUUUGCAAAGAGGAGUUAUUCAGUGAAGACGAGGUUUCACCAUCUUGGCUAGGCUGGUCUUGAAUUCCUGACCUCGUGAUCCACCCGCCUGGGCCUCCCAAAGUGCUGGGAUUACAUGCGUGAGCCACCGUGCCCAGCCUCAAAGAAUCAGAAUCAUACCCUGAGAGCUACAAGAACUCCAUUUUUCACUGUGCAGAGGCUCUCUGCUGAAGGGUCAAGUGGAAUCUGGAAUCCAGCCCAUGUUUCCCCAUCAUCAAGCCAUGUGAAGCUGCAGACUCCAAGCAACAGAGAGACAAGAUUUAGAAUACUGGCUCUGGUAUGAAAGCUGGAUUCAGGUACUGUUCCUGCCUCUUGACCUCACCAAGCCUCAGCUUCCUCGCCUGUUAAAUGGAUACAAUUGUCGUCAUCAUCAUUUGUUGAGAACUCCCUAAAAUGCCAGCUGAGCAUAGGCAUGGAAGUUUAGGUGUUUGGACCAAGGUCACACAACUGAUACAACAGUAGCUUCUUCACAGACUUGGCACUUCUCCAGAAGGAGGAGGACAAAAUGACGAAGUCUAAGGAGGCAGUGACAUUCAAGGACGUGGCUGUGGUCUUCUCUGAGGAGGAGCUGCAACUGCUGGACCUUGCCCAGAGGAAGCUGUACCGAGAUGUGAUGCUGGAGAACUUCAGGAAUGUGGUCUCAGUGGGGCAUCAGUCCACACCAGAUGGUCUACCACAGUUAGAGAGAGAAGAAAAGCUGUGGAUGAUGAAGAUGGCAACCCAGAGAGAGAACUCCUCAGGAGCCAAGAAUCUAAAAGAGAUGGAGACUCUUCAAGAAGUAGGAUUAAGGUACCUGCCUCAUGAAGAGCUUUUCUGCUCCCAGAUCUGGCAACAGAUUACAAGAGAGUUAAUCAAGUAUCAAGAUUCUGUGGUAAAUAUUCAAAGAACAGGCUGCCAGUUGGAAAAACGAGAUGAUUUGCACUAUAAAGAUGAGGGAUUCAGUAAUCAGAGUUCCCAUCUUCAAGUUCACAGAGUCCACACUGGUGAAAAACCCUACAAAGGAGAACAUUGUGUGAAAAGUUUCAGCUGGAGCCCUCAUCUUCAAAUUAACCAAAGGGCUCACGCAGGAGAGAAGCCCUACAAAUGUGAAAAAUGUGAUAAUGCCUUCCGUCGGUUUUCAAGUCUUCAAGCCCAUCAGAGAGUCCACAGUAGAGCAAAAUCAUACACAAAUGAUGCAAGUUACAGGAGUUUUAGUCAGAGGUCACAUCUUCACCAUCAUCAGAGAGUUCCCACUGGAGAGAAUCCAUACAAAUAUGAAGAGUGUGGGAGGAAUGUUGGGAAAAGCUCACAUUGUCAAGCUCCUCUGAUAGUUCAUACGGGAGAGAAACCCUAUAAAUGUGAGGAGUGUGGGGUGGGCUUCAGUCAGAGAUCAUAUCUUCAAGUUCAUCUGAAAGUUCAUGCUGGAAAGAAACCGUAUAAGUGUGAAGAGUGUGGGAAGAGCUUCAGUUGGCGUUCACGACUGCAGGCUCAUGAGCGAAUCCACACUGGCGAGAAACCAUACAAAUGCAAUGCAUGUGGCAAGAGCUUUAGUUACAGCUCACACCUUAACAUUCAUUGUAGAAUCCACACAGGAGAGAAACCCUAUAAGUGUGAGGAGUGUGGGAAAGGUUUCAGUGUGGGUUCACACCUUCAGGCCCAUCAGAUAAGCCACACUGGAGAGAAGCCAUACAAAUGUGAGGAGUGUGGGAAAGGCUUCUGCCGGGCCUCAAAUCUGCUGGACCAUCAAAGAGGCCAUACUGGAGAGAAACCGUAUCAGUGUGAUGCAUGUGGUAAGGGCUUCAGUCGUAGCUCAGAUUUUAACAUUCAUUUUAGAGUCCAUACAGGGGAAAAACCCUAUAAAUGUGAGGAGUGUGGCAAGGGCUUCAGCCAGGCCUCAAAUCUUCUGGCCCAUCAAAGAGGCCACACUGGAGAGAAACCCUACAAAUGUGGUACAUGUGGGAAGGGCUUCAGUCGGAGCUCAGAUCUUAAUGUACACUGUAGAAUCCACACAGGAGAGAAACCCUAUAAAUGCGAGAAGUGUGGUAAGGCCUUCAGUCAGUUCUCCAGCCUUCAGGUGCAUCAGAGAGUUCACACUGGAGAGAAACCAUAUCAGUGUGCAGAGUGUGGGAAGGGCUUCAGUGUAGGUUCACAGCUUCAAGCCCAUCAGAGGUGCCACACUGGAGAGAAACCCUAUCAAUGUGAGGAGUGUGGGAAGGGCUUCUGUCGGGCCUCAAAUUUUCUGGCACAUCGUGGAGUCCACACAGGAGAAAAACCAUACCGAUGUGAUGUGUGUGGUAAGCGCUUCAGACAGAGAUCCUACCUUCAAGCCCACCAGAGGGUCCACACAGGAGAGAGACCAUACAAAUGUGAGGAAUGUGGGAAAGUCUUCAGCUGGAGCUCAUACCUUCAAGCCCAUCAAAGAGUUCACACCGGAGAAAAACCAUACAAAUGUGAGGAGUGUGGGAAGGGCUUCAGUUGGAGCUCAAGUCUUAUCAUUCAUCAGCGAGUCCAUGCUGAUGAUGAGGGUGACAAGGACUUUCCUUCAUCAGAGGAUUCACACAGGAAAACUCGAUAAAAUAUGUUUUACUAUCUCAGAUGGGUGCUGAAAUAUUUUAAUAAUCAGAGCUAUCAUAGACAAAACAUUUGUUUUAUAGGGUCAGUAGUUCAGCCAAGUGACUGGGAGACCACACAGCAGAGAAGCCUCACAAGAGUGGAGACAUAUGGACUGCAUUCAGAACAUUGACCAUUAGCUGAUACAUGCAGACAAGAGGAUCAGGAAGGAUGAGUCUGAUCUGGAGUAAAUCAGAAGUACUAAGAUGGAAAUGCUGGAUUCUGUUCCACUAGAAUGUAAGAUCCAAGAGGGCAGGGACUUUGUUGACUGCCAAAUCUACUCUGCCUUUUCAGUGCCUAAUACGUUGUAAUUUUUCAGUAAUAUUUGAAAUUACUGUCAUAUUUGAAAUUCAGUAAUAUUUGACAUUUUUAUUUAUCUCUAGAAGCUUCUCUAAAAUUGUACUCAGAAGAAUUCUGCAAGGCUUGGAGGAUAUAUAAGUUAGUCAUAUGGCCUGAUUUUCCCAUUUUUGCAGAUCUCGUGGACAAGUGUUUAUCAAACUGAAGGUUGCAGCUUGUUAGUGGGUCCAGAAAUCAGUUUCUGGCUAGCAACUAGAAGUUUUGUAUGUUAACAGUACUUUAUUGAGGUGUAAUCUGCAUGCAGUAACAUGCACAAGUCUCAAGUUCAUGGCUUUCUGAAUUUUGACAAAUGUAAUGAUCAUCAAGAUCAAUGUAUACAAUAUGUCUAUUAAACCAAAAAGUUUUCUUGUGCCCAUUUCCAGUCAA
Messenger RNA from Gorilla gorilla gorilla (western lowland gorilla), 4147 nucleotides. It is a transcript of the gene ZNF45, whose product is annotated as zinc finger protein 45. NCBI's taxonomy places the organism in Eukaryota, Metazoa, Chordata, Mammalia, Primates, Hominidae. Gene Ontology annotation, molecular function: DNA-binding transcription factor activity; RNA polymerase II cis-regulatory region sequence-specific DNA binding. The transcript is spliced from 12 exons. The record is from RefSeq and is a predicted model, not a curated record. Bases 1341 to 3389 code for a protein of 682 amino acids. Gene Ontology annotation, biological process: regulation of transcription by RNA polymerase II.